Ramularia collo-cygni is the source of this 5202-nucleotide messenger RNA. Its product is annotated as related to DNA-directed RNA polymerase I. Lineage: Eukaryota; Fungi; Ascomycota; Dothideomycetes; Mycosphaerellales; Mycosphaerellaceae. The record is from RefSeq and is a predicted model, not a curated record. The transcript has a single exon. Gene Ontology annotation, cellular component: RNA polymerase I complex. Gene Ontology annotation, biological process: DNA-templated transcription. Gene Ontology annotation, molecular function: DNA binding; DNA-directed RNA polymerase activity. The coding region runs from base 1 to 5202 and encodes 1733 amino acids.
AUGAAUCCUUCGCAGGUUGUCGCUUCGCAAUUGGAAGGCGUCAACUUUGGCUGUCUAACGACUGCCGACAUUAAAGCAAUUUCCGCCCGGCGCAUCACCAACAGCACUACAUUCGAUACUCUUCUGAACCCAGUCCCCGGCGGGUUGUACUCAGCCGAGUUGGGCCAAUUUGGUGACAAUGCUUGCGCAACGUGUGGUCUGAAGAGCCCACAAUGUCCUGGCCAUCCGGGUCACAUCGAACUGCCCGUUCCGUGUUACCAUCCGACUUUCAUGGACCAGGUGCUGAAGCUUUUACGAGCAACAUGCAUAUAUUGUGGGAAGCUCAAGAUGAAGCGAGUGUUGGUKGCCCGAUUCGUUGCAAAAUUGAAACUGGUGCGAUAUGGCUUACUGAAGGAACUGGCCGAGCUGGACGAGGUGCAGGCAAAGGCGGGACAACAAGCUACUCCCGCCGACGGAUCAUCUGAUGAAGAGUCCGAGGGUGACGCCGAUGUCAAGGCGAUUACACAACAGUUCGAAAGGUUUGUGAAGAGGGCCAUCAAGCGGGCAAAGGAGAAUGGGGAGCUUUCAGAGAUGAAAACGGAGACAACGAAUAAUGCCCGCAAAGCCAUCAUUCGGGAGUUCAUGUCGAUUGUCGACAAGGGUAAGAAGUGCGGCAGCUGUAACSGUAUCAACCACCAGUAUCGAAAAGAUCGCUACGUCAAGAUCUUCAGAAAGCCGUUGUUGGAGAAGGAGCAUACUGCCAUGGUGCAAGCGGGCAUGAAAGCCAAGGAUCCAGUGAUUGAGUUGCGUCGGAAGAUGAAGGUUGAGAUCAAUCGGAAGAGAAAGCAGGAUGAGGAUGAAGCCGUGGCAGAUCUGGACAGGAGUUCAGAUGAAGAGGGCGAUGAUGUGGAUAUGGAUGAAGGAGAGGAUUCAUCAGAAGGCGAGCCUGAGAUUGCAGGCGGAAUGGUGGACGAUGUCACAACGGAGAAGCGCUCCUCUAGUACCAAGACUGCGCGGCAGGAGACAUAUCUCAAUCCGAGCCGGGUCUACGCACAACUGGUACAACUAUUCGAACGAGAUGGCGAAGUGCUAAGUCUCAUAUACGGCGCAGAUCGGAAAGGAAGCAUGGGGAUAUCCGCGGACAUGUUCUUCUUACACGCUCUAGUGGUUCCACCGAACAAGUAUCGUCCGGAGGCAAAAACCGGGAAUGAUGAGAUCGCAGAGGCGCAAGAGAACUCGCUUUACAAGAACAUUCUCAAUGCAUGUGACACCCUACAGGACAUCCAGCGCGAGCUUAGCGCAAAGGAGCCCCCAGCCGUAACACGGUACCGAGCACGAACGUAUGCAGACUUCGAAACAACAUGGCUUGUCUUACAGGAAGCGGUAAACAGUCUCAUUGACAAGAACCUUUCGCCUCUCCAGGGACGAGCUGGCGCCAGGAGCGCGGAUGGCGUCAAGCAGAAGCUGGAAAAGAAGGAAGGAAUGUUUCGAAAAUAUAUGAUGGGCAAGCGUGUCAAUUUCGCCGCCCGUACUGUGAUUUCCCCCGAUCCCAACAUCGAGACCAACGAAAUCGGAGUACCACCAGUAUUUGCGGUGAAGUUGACUUACCCAGAGCCUGUCACACAAUGGAACAUCGAAGACAUGCAAGAGGCUGUCCGAAACGGACCUCACAUCUGGCCAGGAGCGAUAUCCAUUGAAAGCGAAAACGGAUCUGUCAUGAAGCUAGACGGGAAGACUGCAGAAGAGCGGACAGCGUUAGCAAACCAACUCCUCGCGCCAUCUGCAAGCGGCAGCACGCGGGGGGCACGCCCAAAGAAGGUGCAUCGACAUUUGAACAAUGGCGACAUUGUCAUCAUGAACCGCCAACCCACCCUUCACAAGCCGUCCAUGAUGUGUCAUCGCGCUCGAGUACUACCCGGAGAGAAGACCUUGCGUAUGCACUACGCUAAUUGCAACACUUACAACGCCGAUUUCGAUGGUGACGAGAUGAACAUGCAYUUCCCUCAGAACGAGUUGGCCCGCGCGGAAGCGUUGUCAAUCGCCGACACAGAUCACCAGUACCUCUCGGGAACUGCAGGUAACCCAUUGCGAGGUCUGAUUCAGGACCACAUAUCCAUGUGUGUGUGGUUGACCAACCGUGACAUGUUUUUUGAGCGAGGAGACUAUAUGAAUUUGCUCUAUUCGGCACUUCGGCCUGAAAGCGGGCACUGCACUACUGGAAGGCUGGAAAUAUUACCUCCUACAAUCUUCAAGCCGAAGCCUCUGUGGACAGGAAAGCAAGUCAUCAGCUCUGUGUUGAAAAAUUUGACUCCCCAGGGUGCGCUUGGUCUGACGAUGGAGGGCAAAAGCACGACGGCCAAGACUAUGUGGGGAGUCGGCGGAAAGGAGGAGGCGGAUGUCAUCUUCAAGGAUGGAGAGCUCUUACAGGGAAUUCUUGACAAGAAGCAGAUUGGUCCCUCAUCUGGAGGUCUGGUCAAUGCCGUCUACGAAGCCUACGGGCACACGAUUGCUGGAAAGCUGCUGAGUGUGCUUGGCCGACUGCUGACGAAGCUCUUGCAUAUGCGGGCAUUUUCCUGCGGUGUUGAGGAUCUUAUCUUUACUCGCAAAGGAGAGGAAGAUCGACACCGGGCUCUUGCUGGCGCGCAGUCUGUGGGCUUGGAUGUUGCUGCGAAGUACGUGUCGCUCCAGGACCAGAAACCGAAGAGUGACAAUCACGAGCUCCUCCGGCGAUUGGAAGAUGUGAUCCGUGAUGACUCCAAGCAGCACGGUUUGGACCAGCUCACCAACAACGCCACAAAGGAUCUCAGUAGUGAUGUCUCCAAUCAGUGCAUGCCUGCCGGUCUUUCAAAGCCAUUCCCCAAAAAUCAGAUGCAGACCAUGACAACUUCCGGCGCAAAAGGUUCAAAGGUCAACGUCAACCUAAUUUCCUGCAAUCUUGGUCAGCAAGUGUUGGAAGGACGAAGAGUGCCGGUGAUGGUCAGUGGGAAGACACUUCCCUGCUUCAAGCCUUUCGAGUCGAGUGUCCGUGCUGGUGGAUACAUUGUAGAUCGCUUCUUGACGGGCAUCCGACCGCAGGAGUAUUUCUUCCACGCCAUGGCUGGUCGUGAAGGACUGAUUGACACCGCCGUGAAGACUUCACGUUCUGGAUACCUACAACGCUGCCUGAUCAAGGGAAUGGAAGGGCUGAAGGUCGAGUAUGACACCACUGUCCGCAACACAGAAGAUGGUAGUGUGGUACAGUUUCUUUACGGUGAAGAUGGCCUGGACGUCGGCAAAGCAAAGUACCUCUCCGAAUUCAAAUUCGCCGCCGAGAACUACAUCUCGCUCUACAACUCCUUUGACAUGGGCCAGGACCUUGGUAAACUGAUCAGCGAGGAAGCGAGAGAACACAACAGGGUCGCGGAGAAGCAAUACCGCAAGAGGGGAGAUCUAGGUGCUUCUGAUCCUGCGAUAUCGGUUUAUGCCCCCGCGCGUCACGCCGGGAGUAUGAGCGAGAAAAUGAUGAUCAAAGCCAAGAAAUGGGUAGAUGCCAACGAGGACAGACUCAUUAAGGAUAAGAAGAAGAACAUUGAUGGACCCGGAGCCAUCUCGAAGAAAAAUUUCAACGGUAUUCUGGAGAUGCGAUAUCUCAAAUCGAUUGUUGAGACAGGCGAAGCUGUUGGUGUUGUCGCCGGGCAAUCCGUCGGCGAGCCCAGUACUCAAAUGACGCUGAACACUUUCCAUUUGGCURGUCACGCUGCGAAGAACGUCACGCUCGGUAUCCCUCGCCUCCGAGAAAUCGUCAUGACUGCCGCGCCCAAUCUUGCGACACCGACAAUGACUCUUCGUCUGAAUGACGAUAUGAACGCAGAAGAUGCAAAGAAAUUUGCCAAGGGCAUCACCAAGUUGAGUCUCGCGGAGAUUGUGGACAAAGUCACCGUCACCGAGACUACAGGUAAAGGAGUUGCGUACUCGGAGGCGAAGAAGUAUGAGGUUGAGCUUGAAUUUUUCCCAGCUGCAGAGUACCAGAAGGAACAUGCGAUUACGAUUUCGGAUGUUGCGGCAACGAUCGAACAUCGCCUGCUUCCCCGUCUCCAAGCGUCGAUUCGCAAGGAGCUUAAAAAGCGUGGCGAUGCAAAGACUCUCAAGGCCGCUGCCAAAGAUGAUGCGAGACCUGAUAUCGGCAAGUCUGCGGGAACCAUCGAGCAGGAAAGUUCUCGUCCCGAAGGCAUGCGUGCGGGAGGCGAUGAUGAUUCUGAUAGUGAAGAUGAGGACGACGCCACGCGCGAUAAGGCCAAGAGCAACAAGCAACAGGCCGGUUACGAGGCUUUCGAAGAUGAUGAGGAAGACAAGAUCAAGAAACGCAACGCCACGCCUGAACCCGAGGACGAACCCCAAGAUGAAGCGUACGGUGGCUCUCCGCGCUCCACUGACGAUUCAGAGGACGAGGAAGAUGAGAACAAAGCCCGGAAAUCGUCAGCGAAAGACCGCGCAAUGCGGAUCAAGAGUGACUCGAAGACCAACGACGUUGUGUCCUUUUCCUUCGACGAUAAACACGGCGCCAGCUGUUCCUUUACGCUCGAAUACGACUCUGCAACCGCAAAGAUCCUGCUUCUCAACCUCCUCGAAUCCGCCCUUCGCGCUGCUUUGAUACAAUCCGUCCCUGGAAUAUCUUUGUGCAUGUUAGACGAAGAUGCUACCUACAAGGACCGCGAUCAUAACCCCGACAAGCACUUGAUCCUCGCUGCCUCUGGCGUGAACAUUCCAGCCAUGUGGGACUACCAGCACAUCAUUCACCCUCACUAUUUGUACACGAAUUCAGUUCACGAUGUACUGAUUCAUUAUGGCGUCGAAGCCGCUCGCGCGACGAUUGUGAGGGAGUUGCAGGGAGUCUUUGGAGGUCACGGAAUCAGCGUGGACCCCAGACAUCUAAUGUUGAUUGCGGACUACAUGACGAGAGAUGGAGUUUAUCAGGCAUUUUCACGAAUGGGAUACAGAGGAAACCCCUCACCGUUCAUGAAGAUGAGUUUCGAGACGACGGUGAAUUUCCUGAGGGACGCUGUGCUGGAGGGCGAAGGCGAGGACCUGAGAGGUCCCAGUGCCAGAAUCGUGGCAGGCAGAGUUGGAGGAGUGGGCACUGGCGGAUUUGAAGUUUUGAUGCCUCUGCAGGCUGAGGAGGGAGAUGUGAGAGUAAGAGGCGAAGGGUUGAUUGAAGAAGAUGAAGAUGUUGAAAUGGAGGACUGA